Messenger RNA from Gloeophyllum trabeum ATCC 11539, 357 nucleotides. RefSeq lists its product as uncharacterized. NCBI's taxonomy places the organism in Eukaryota, Fungi, Basidiomycota, Agaricomycetes, Gloeophyllales, Gloeophyllaceae. The record is from RefSeq and is a predicted model, not a curated record. The transcript has 3 exons. The coding region runs from base 1 to 357 and encodes 118 amino acids.
AUGGAUAUCGAGCACAACGUCACGGCCUCUACACCCCUCACGUCGACAUCCCAAUUUAUACAGGCCGACGACGACGACCUGGACGAGGAUGACAUCCCCGCAUUCACGCACCCGUCCAUUCAGCCGGCGUCUCCGAGUCCCGACAAAGGCAAGGCGAGGGCACCCGAGCAGCUCGCGCCGCCCUCUGGCUCAGUCCCCUCGGUGUCCGGGAAUAUCGGUAGCUCGAGUGGUGGAGGGGUGAAGCCUUCUCGGCAGACUGUUGGCGGUGUGCAGGUCGAAACGCGAUAUACUGGGGCGGAUACGCUGGAUGAGCCCGUGACGGCGACCAUUGUACGCUGCUCUUCUUUCAGUCCCUGA